Penicillium riverlandense is the source of this 855-nucleotide messenger RNA. Its product is annotated as class II fructose-bisphosphate aldolase. The transcript is spliced from 3 exons. Gene Ontology annotation, molecular function: aldehyde-lyase activity; zinc ion binding. The coding region runs from base 1 to 855 and encodes 284 amino acids. Gene Ontology annotation, biological process: carbohydrate metabolic process. The record is from RefSeq and is a predicted model, not a curated record. Lineage: Eukaryota; Fungi; Ascomycota; Eurotiomycetes; Eurotiales; Aspergillaceae.
AUGAGCUGGCGCGAGAACAACCGGACAUUGCAAAUUCUCUCGGCGGCGGAAAAAGGGGGCUAUGGAGUCCUAGCAGCUAUCGUAUAUAAUGUAGAACAUAUCACAGCAUUCGUACAGGCAGCAGAGCAGCGCCGGUCGCCUUUGAUUAUUCAACUGUUCCCUUCAUCGCUCAAACAAACGCCCUCGCUGGUUUUUGCCGCCGCCGCAGCGGCGCGAAACGCCUCAGUUCCAAUCGCUGUCCAUCUAGAUCAUGCACAAGGAUAUGAGCACGUCAGAGAAGUGGCAGACAAGCUCCCAUUUGACUCGAUCAUGGUGGACAUGAGCCACUAUGAAAAAGAGGAGAAUCUGGAAAAGACUCAUAUCCUGCGCGAGUACUGCCACGAGCGCGGGAUCUCGGUAGAAGCAGAGACGGGGCGGAUAGAAGGUGGUGAAGAUGGCAUAAUGGGCACGGGGGAUCUGGCUGCGAUCCUGACCAACCCAGAAGACGCUGAAGAGUUCAUUGCUGCGGGAGUGGAUUUCCUGGCUCCGAGCGUUGGUAACAUUCAUGGCGACUACGGGCCGAAGGGACCAAAUCUCGACAUGGAAAGACUAAACCGAAUUUUCAAAGUCCUGAACGGCCGGGUGCGAUUGGUACUGCAUGGCACCAAUGACUUUUCUCCCGAACUGACACAGUCCUGCAUCCAGGCCGGGGUGACCAAGGUCAACGUGAACAAGGUUGUACUGGACCCGUGGCAUGCCCACCUGAGGGCGAAUGUUGAUCGGCCUCUGACGGAGCUCAUGGAGGAGGGGAUUCAACUCCUGGCCAAGGAGAUGGGGCGGUGGAUGGAUAUCGUUGGUAGUAGCGGGAAAGCAUGA